GGCAACAUUUGGUUUCAGAUGGCAACAUUUGAACCUACAAAUGGCAACCUGGGCUGAGUAUACUCUGGCAACACUGUGUGCUUCAAAUGCGUGAAAAUAACAAAGAUGGCCGAGGAACAGGAGGUGAUUCAAAUUGAGCUACUGUGUAAACAGUUGUACGAGUCUCAAGAUCCAGCCCUGAGGGAUCAGGCGGAGAUUGCUGUUGUACUAUUUCAGGAGUCUCCAGACACACUGAGCAAAUGUCAGGCGCUACUGGAGAGGGCUGCUUCCAGCUACUCACAGCUGCUAGCCACUACAACACUUUCAAAGCUGAUAAGCCAGUCAAAUUCAAGCUUGUCCGUUCAGCAGAGACUAGACAUCAGAAACUAUGUGCUCAACUAUUUGGCGACCAGACCUAAACUGGCUACAUUUGUAGUUCAGGCACUGGUCUCUCUCUUCGCGAGUAUCACAAAGCUGAGCUGGUUCGACAUGGUGAAAGAGGAAUAUGUGUUCCACAAUGUCAUGAAUGAUAUCUCAAGUUUCCUACAGGGUCCAGCAGAGUUGUGCACGAUCGGAGUGCAGCUGCUGUCCCAGCUGGUUGUCGAGAUGAACCAGGUGUCGGACGUCGACAUCAGCCGCUCGUUCGGCAAGCACAGGAAGAUCGCCUCGUCCUUCCGUGACACACAACUCUUCGAGAUGUUUCGCCUGGCCUGUUCCCUGCUCAGCUCAGCCCGAGGCAAGUCCCUGGACCUGACAGACGAGAGGCAGCAGGCGUUGCUCGCUGCUCUCUUGAGGCUGGCACACAACUGCCUCACUUUUGACUUCAUCGGCACCACCGUAGACGAGUCAGCUGAUGAUCUUUGUACUGUACAGAUUCCCUCAUCAUGGCGGAGUACAUUCCUCGAAGCCGGUACCCUGGAGCUCUUCUUCGAGCUGUACCACAGCGUGUCGGGGUCUCUGGGCGGUCUGGCCUUAGCUUGUCUCGUGCAGCUGACGUCUGUCCGCCGGUCCCUGUUCAGCAACAGCGAGCGAGCCAAGUUCCUGAACAGACUCACUGCGGGUGUGAUGAGGAUAUUGGACGAUACUCAGGGCCUAUCGGACCCGAGCAACUACCACGAGUUCUGCCGUCUGCUGGCCCGCCUCAAGUCCAACUACCAGCUCGGCGAGCUCGUCAUGGUGGACAACUACCCCCGACUCAUUGAACAGAUCGCCAAGUUCACUGUACAAAGCUUACAGAUGUGGCAGUUUGCACCCAACUCGGUGCACUAUCUCCUGUCGUUAUGGCAACGUAUGGUGGCGUCCGUACCGUACGUUAAAGCGGCGGAACCGCAUUUACUGGAGACGUACGCCCCGGGAGUUACCGCUGCGUACGUCACGUCCAGGUUGGACUCUGUCGCUGUGUUGGUGAGGGAAGGUCUAGAAGACCCGUUGGAUGAAGUGGGAACAGUCCAGCAGCAACUCGAACAAGUGUCCGUGAUCGGUCGCUGCGAGUACGCCAAGACGUGUCAGCUGUUGGUCGCGCACUUCGACCGCGCCGCCGCCGCGUACAGCGUCGAGACUAAUCCGCAACAGAUAUUGAUACUACAGGGGCAGCUGGCGUGGCUGGUGUACACGAUCGGCGCGGCGGUCGGCGGCCGCGCGGCGCUCAACACCAGCGAGGACAACGACGCCAUGGACGGCGAGCUCGUCUGCCGCGUGCUGCAGCUCAUGAACCUCACCGACUCGCGCUUGGCCAACGGUGGUUGCGAGAAGCUCGAGUUGGCGAUGAUGUCGUUCUUCGAGCAGUUCCGUAAGAUCUACGUGGGUGAGCAAGUGCAGAAGAACAGUAAGGUGUACCGCCGCCUCAGCGAGGUGCUCGGCCUCAGCGACGAGAUACAGCUGCUCAGCGUCAUCAUGAGGAAGAUCAUCACAAACCUGAAGUACUGGGGUAGUUCGGAGCCGAUAAUCUCCAAGACGCUGGGUCUGCUGAGCGACCUCAGCGGCGGCUACGCGUGCGUCCGCAAACUGAUCAAACUGGAAGAAGUACAGUUCAUGUUGACGCAUCAUACCGCCGAACACUUCCCGUUCCUGGGCAGCGGUGCGGGCGGGUCGGCGGAGAUGCGCUGCCGGUCGAUGCUGUACACCGCCCUGGGCCGGCUGCUGAUGGUGGAACUGGGCGAGGAUGAGCAGCGCUUCCUGGCGUUCAUGAUGCCGCUCACAGCGGCGUUCGAGAACAUAGUGGGUUUGUUAAGCACGCCCGAGAACCCGAUGUACGCGACCGACGACGCCAAGAAGACGCUGAUCGGCCUGGCGCGGGAUCUGCGGGGACUCGCCUUCGCCUUCAACACUAAAACCACCUAUAUGAUGCUGUUUGAUUGGAUCUACCCGCUAUACCUCAAGGUGCUAGUCCGCGGCGUGGAGGUGUGGUUCUCGGAGCCGGCGGUGACGACGCCGGUGCUGAAGCUGGCGGCGGAGCUGGCUCAGAACCGCAACCAGCGACUGCACUUCGACGUCAGCUCGCCCAACGGCAUAUUGCUGUUCCGGGAGCUGUCCAACAUUAUAUGCGCUUACGGCAGUAGAAUACUAACGAUAGAAGUUAGCAAGAAACAGAUGUACGCGAUGAAACUAAAAGGCAUAUCGUUGUGCUUCUCAAUACUGAAGGCGGCGUUGUGCGGGAACUAUGCCAAUUUUGGCGUCUUUAGGUUAUACGGCGAUGAGGCUCUAGACAACGCUCUCAAUAUGUUUGUCAAACUGUUGCUGAGUAUACCACAAAGUGAUCUCUUGGACUACCCGAAGCUAUCCCAGACGUACUACGUGUUGCUGGAGCGGCUAGCGCAGGACCAUAUGCCGUUCCUCGCCUCGCUGCAGCCCGAACCCACGCUAUAUAUCCUCGCCUCCGUCUCCAAGGGACUCACUGCUUUGGACACGAGUGUAUGUACGGGAUGCUGCGCGACGCUAGAUCACAUAGUCACAUAUCUAUUUAAACAAUUAGUACAGAAAACAAGCAAUAAAGUAUCCAAUCCGCGUCUACCCGAGGAGAGCAAUAACAUGUUCAUAGAGGUUCUACAGCGGCGGCCCGAGAUCAUGCAGCAGCUGUUGGCUACCGUAUUGAACGUGAUAAUGUUCGAGGAGUGCUGCAACCAGUGGUCGAUGUCGCGGCCGCUGCUCGGGCUGGUGCUGCUCAACGAGAACCACUUCGCGAGGCUGCGGGCGGAGCUGAUCGCGCAGCAGCCCGCCGACCGCCAGCACCAGCUAGCUCUGUGGUUCGACGGCCUCAUGGCGGGCGUGGAGAGGAACCUGCUUACACGGAACCGCGACAGAUUCACACAGAACCUAUCGAUGUUCAGACGGGACAUCAACGACCUGAUGAAGGGCACCUCCGUCAGCUCCCCGCAGUCAGUCAACGACAUGAUGACCUCGUAACUGCCGCCCGGGACGUGUAUUGACAUUUAGUAGGCAAAGACUGUGUAGUGAGAAACAUCAGUGAGCGAGUGAUGUGGGGAGAUCACUCAAAUGUAACAAAAAAAAUUACCCAGUGAUGUAACAGUAGUCUAUUUGAUGAUGCGUUAGUCCACACUAAAACGUGACUCAGCACUGCGCUUAAGGAAUUUAAAAUUUAUGAGUUUCAUUGAUAGAUUUUGAAUUUCGAGCUACAAAGGGCUGCAUGCUGCUUCUCAUAAAAGGGAAUCUUGUGUAGUGUAGAAGUACACCGUCGCGUCCCAUCUCGAUGUGAGCUGACCCUAAAUUAAAAAGUCAAAUGGAGAAGAUAUUUGUUGUCACAUACAAAAGCAUUUAUGUAAUUUUGUUGUUAUAUUUGAGAGAUUUUCUGUGCCGGGAUAAACAAUAUCGUUUAAUGAAGAUUUAGAAUCUUUCAACUUCUACUAGUAAUUUUUUAGCAAAAAGUUGUAUCAAUUUCAAACGAGUAUGUGGUAGCUUAUUAUAGCAAUAAUGUAUUUUUUUAAUUCUUUAUGAACGAGUUGUUAAAGUUGACAAACCAGUGUUGUAUUCUGUAAUCGGAAUAUGACUUGUUACCUUCGAAAGUAUUUGUUGUACCAUUGAUUUUUAUAUUUUAAACAUUUUAUUUGCCUCGCCUUGAAAUGUUAACUUUAUUGUUUUCUAACAGACUUGGCCAUUCGUAAGAUGCUUUACUAAAAUAGUUUCGAUUACAGAAUAACAUAUUUUUGGAUAUGAUACAUACUGAGUAAUGUAAAUAAAUUAUUAAAAUUAUGAUGUUGUUAGAUCUUAGACUUGUGUGAAAUUGUGGGAAUGAGCAUUCCAUAUUUUUAAAUCUUGUACAAUCCAUAGACAAUGAUUUUUUUUUAACAAAUUUUAAAUAAUAUUGAACCCAGUAAUGUUUUAAAGUUUGCUGAUGUAUAAGAAUGACUUGUAUUACAAUACACUUUACUAUGGAAAAUGGAUUCGAGCUCUAUUUGAACCAAAACAGCUUUGACUCACUUAAGUAAUCACUAAUCAAUUUAUACUAAUAUAAUAAAACACUGAUAAAGUUUUGAUGCAUUUUCCUGCUUAUGUCAAGCCACUGUCCAAAGGAGUUCUAAUUGGUCAAAACUCCUAAAAUCUGAUGUUUCAUAUUACUAUAUUGAUGUUUAUUUUUAAUUUGAACUGGAUCAAAGCUGAAUUUGUGUUUGGACUCAGGGACGUAGCUACCGCCGUAUAUGCCGUAUCAAUUGUACGGGCC
Molecule: messenger RNA, 4654 nt
Organism: Aricia agestis (brown argus)
Lineage: Eukaryota; Metazoa; Arthropoda; Insecta; Lepidoptera; Lycaenidae
Gene: Ranbp16
Product: exportin-7
Exons: 24
Coding region: 106-3381 (1091 amino acids)
Biological process (GO): protein export from nucleus
Cellular component (GO): cytoplasm; nuclear pore
Molecular function (GO): nuclear export signal receptor activity; small GTPase binding
Source: RefSeq, a predicted model, not a curated record